CUUUAUGUGCUUAAAAUGAUAAAGCGUCGCGAAUAAUCAAAAGUAUAACAAAAUUAUAAUAAAUAGCAUUAUGAAACCAGCCAUCUAUAUUUACUGCGCGCUCACGUGUAUAAAAGUAACCAUCUGCCUGCGAGUGGUUGGGAUCUCGGUUCCAAAACUGAAACAGAGAGGGGAGCCGGCGUCGCUCACGUGUGACUACGACCUGGAAGGAGGCAAGCUUUACUCCGUCAAGUGGUAUAGGGACAACGAGGAGUUUUAUCGGUACAUGCCCAAGUUGAGGCCGCCGCAGCACGCCCAUAAGUUGGACGGCGUCGAAGUCCUUUUGGAGAAGUCCAGCGCGCGCAGAGUGCACCUCCGAGAGCUGACCUUCAGGUCCCGAGGGUUCUACCGCUGCGAGGUGUCUGAAGAGGCGCCUUCCUUCCACUCUGCACAAGCGGAGGACUUCAUGGAAGUUUAUUAUCUACCCCGAGAAAGUCCGGCGAUCACCGGCCACAAGCAGCAGUACCAGCCAGGAGGACGUCUGGACAUCAACUGCUCCUCACCCAGAUCUUUCCCGGCAGCAGACUUAAAGUGGUACAUCGAUGGACAGAAGGUGUUAGACUCUUCGUGGCUGAUAGCAUACGGGGCGAAGCCGGCGCCCCACGGGCUGCUAGUGACGACUCUAGGGCUCCGGGCCCCGGUCACAUACAGAAUGAAACUGCGCUGCGUAGCCACAAUAGGACCGCAUAAGCGGGAGCACACUGUUUACAUAGAUACCAAUUCGUCCGGAUCACGUCUAGUGACGUCAUUUACAGUUAUUAUUCUAGCAAGUAUUUGCAAAAUCGUUAUGUACGAUAAGAUAUCGUGAUAAGUUACCGAAGUGCUAUUUUGUGUAAAUAAAUUUAUUUUGUUUCUGA
Molecule: messenger RNA, 896 nt
Organism: Plodia interpunctella (Indianmeal moth)
Lineage: Eukaryota; Metazoa; Arthropoda; Insecta; Lepidoptera; Pyralidae
Exons: 6
Coding region: 71-847 (258 amino acids)
Source: RefSeq, a predicted model, not a curated record